AUGGCGUACUACGGUGGUGAUCCUUACAAUCGUCCCCCUCCUCCAGGUUACGGUCAACCUCCAUACGGUGGCCAACCUUACAACCAAGGUCCCCCUGGUCCUCCUCUCGCGCGUCCCCCUCCAGGCCCGCCACCCCCACUUCCACCUGGCUGGUACCAACAAUGGGAGCCAAACGCGCAACGCGCUUUCUGGGUUGAGGAAGCCACCGGUCGCUCCCAGUGGGAAGCUCCUUACGGUUAUGGAUUCGCUGGUGACCGCGGUGCUCCUCCUCCCGGGGGUUACUAUUCCGGUCCCCCUCCUCCUGCGCCCUACGGUGGGGGUUACGAUAACUACCCGCCUCAGCAAGCCCCUCCCCAGCAGCAACAGAGUGGUGGUAGCGGCAUUGGAAAAAUGGUCUUAGCUGGUGUUGGAGGAGCCGCUCUCGGUGCCUUUGUUGAGCAUGAAAUCGAUGAGAACAACAACUCCGAUGAUGAACGCGAGGCUUACGAAGAAGGUCGUGAGGACCAGUAUGAGGAUGAUGGAGGCUGGUAA
This is a messenger RNA of Penicillium malachiteum, 531 nucleotides long. RefSeq names its product WW domain protein. NCBI's taxonomy places the organism in Eukaryota, Fungi, Ascomycota, Eurotiomycetes, Eurotiales, Aspergillaceae. The record is from RefSeq and is a predicted model, not a curated record. The coding region runs from base 1 to 531 and encodes 176 amino acids. The transcript has 2 exons. Gene Ontology annotation, molecular function: protein binding.